This is a messenger RNA of Prorocentrum cordatum, 528 nucleotides long. The record is from the annotation of a GenBank genome assembly. Lineage: Eukaryota; Dinophyceae; Prorocentrales; Prorocentraceae.
AUGGCGGAGACAGUUAGUUCUGCUGCGCCACCCGCCAGGAGCAGGGCACUUCGGAUGGAUUCUUGCUGUGGCGCCGGCCAGCAGCUUGGGUGCCUCGCACCGCCCCGUCCCUCGGAGGAUAUAUGGAAGAAGCUCGUACCCUGUUGGCCCCUCGCCCCCCUCGCUCGUUACACUGCCUGUGCGUUCGAGGCCCGAGCAGCCCCUUGGCAGCUCAAAUGCUGCCCCCUGGGCAGAAUUUGUCUGACCCUGGCCACUGUUCCAGGCAAUUUUUUCCUGCCCGCGCGCAGAACGUCCGGCAGCCCCGCGCAGAGGGGGUUCGGCGCGACCGUUCGCCGGGCCGCGUCCGACGCGCCCUGGCGCGCACAGCGCGCCACUUCGCCGCCGGGGCGGGCCGCUGCCGCUCCCUGGGCGCGCCGUCGGCCCGAGGCACGGGGCCGAGGCCGGUUCGGGGAGGGCAGCCUCGUGUGCUUCGUGCUCGUCGGAUGCUCUCGUGCAUCCCGGGGGGCCCCAGACGUGAUCAUCCCCUGA